CCUCACUUCAAGUCCAUUUGGGUGCAAAAUUCACUUCAAUGCACUUGCGCUAAGAUUCACGUGCGUUUCACGUGCAUUCGUUAUUAACAGGGAAAGAACGAACUAUCGUGUUCUUUCCCGAUUCAGCUGCUCCUAGGCUGCCGGCUUGGUCAAUCGCACACAGUCAAUUUUCGCUCCAUUCACACCGAUCGAUGUCCAGCCUUCUACACACUCACCACCCAUUCACUUCACAAUUACCAACCACCGACGCUCGGCCACUCGCAUGCAAGGCAGUCAUCCUCUUUUACCGUGCGGCGCAACGCGAUUCGCACGCGCCAGAGCUCAGUUUGCUCGUCAACAGAAAGAUUUGAGCCUCCGAUCCGCUCCAACGAGGACUACCAUCAACUCACAAUCAUGGCGGCUCAAACGAACGCCAUCCAACUGGCUGAGCGCCCCAUGGACCCACAAACAGAGUGUCGGCUGUUGAGUCUGGCGCCGGAGCUUCGUAACAGGAUCUACCAUGAGAUAUUCAGCAUGUCGACGUUCGAAACCCCAGUCCGCCUGGUCAAAUUCAUAGUCAAGAGUACGGACAGGCCUCAAACCGUUCUCGCUUUCCUUCAAACUUGCCGCCAGAUCCGCCACGAGGCCGAAGGAGUUUUCUUCGCGAUCAACCACAUCGCAACCCCGAUCCAGUCCUUGACCCAACCUCUUUCCACGGGCAACAUGUCCAGCGUUCGACUCGCGAGCAUCCGCACGUUAACGGUGCGUAAAGCGCGUACAUUGGCCAUUGAGCGCUUCGUGGAGCGGUGGCUUUCUCAGAUGCCAGAGUUGAAGGUCCUUACUUUCGACGAGAUUCCAUGUUGGCCUCCACAGAAGCUUUACCAGAUUCUCGCUCGCUACCAUCCGGAGGUGCCGCUCCACCAGUUGAGCAGGUUGGAUCGCAUCAGACAUACUCGGCCGCAUUACCAGAGGUCGAUGAAGCAUGCGCCCUGGCGUUGGGAGGUCUCCGGUGAAGAGUUUCUGGCUUUCAUUACGGGAGGUGGAGUAAAAGGGAGGAUCACUUGCAUUGGGAAGGGGGAAUAGAUGACGAAUAAGCAUGUGACGGGUGGAAAGUUGGGAUACACAAGACGGUAAAGGUCGUGCAAAACGAGAGGAAAGGGGGCCAAGGGCAGUUUGCUGAGCAGCAAACAUGCAGUACUACAUGAGAUGUUUGCUGCAGUGAGUACGAAUCCAGAUAAAAGGGCGAUGGUCUGUCUUCAGUGAA
Neohortaea acidophila is the source of this 1243-nucleotide messenger RNA. RefSeq lists its product as uncharacterized. The coding region runs from base 394 to 1062 and encodes 222 amino acids. The transcript has a single exon. Lineage: Eukaryota; Fungi; Ascomycota; Dothideomycetes; Mycosphaerellales; Teratosphaeriaceae. The record is from RefSeq and is a predicted model, not a curated record.